Molecule: messenger RNA, 4638 nt
Organism: Pteronotus mesoamericanus
Lineage: Eukaryota; Metazoa; Chordata; Mammalia; Chiroptera; Mormoopidae
Gene: TGFB2
Product: transforming growth factor beta 2
Exons: 8
Coding region: 1308-2636 (442 amino acids)
Biological process (GO): regulation of cell population proliferation; transforming growth factor beta receptor signaling pathway
Cellular component (GO): extracellular region
Molecular function (GO): cytokine activity; growth factor activity; transforming growth factor beta receptor binding
Source: RefSeq, a predicted model, not a curated record
UUAUCUGCUGGCAGCAGACGGUUCGCUUCGAGGGGAGCUUAAGAAGCUCCCGCAGAGGGGAGAGAGAGCGAGCGCAAGUGAAGGAGGCUGGGGAAAGGGAUGGAGAGCUAGUGUAACGGUCUAGGGAGCCAUUCGGGAUCCAGCCGAGAGGCUGCUGCCUGCAGAAAGGGGAAAGCAGGAGGGUCGAUUUUCAGGGUGCCCAGUGCCGACCUCCCCUAAGCAAGAACAUCCAAGGGACAGAGCAACCAGGAGAUCUGGGAAAGGGUGGUUGUCCAAGGGAAGCCCUACGCAACCCCCUUAGGAAUAAAACUGCCCCGCAGCAGUCCCAGGGAGUGAAAGCCACGGCUGUGGCCGCCUGUCGCCUGUUGCCGGGUUGGCGUUUGGAGCGAGAGGAGGAGGAGGAGCAGGAGAAGGAGGGAGCUGGAGGCUGGACGCGUUUGCCAGCAGCAGCGGCGGCAGCAACGUGGAGUAACCGGGCCGGUCGGCGUGCUCCGGCCGGGGUGGAGGCUACAGCGAGCGGCUCCGGGACAGGAUCCUCGCCUCCUGGGCAGUCGCUGCAGCGGCCGCCGCCGACCCGAGCGCGUCCAGAGCGCCCAGCGCGGCGCUGCGCAGCCACCUCCCCGCGGCGCGCUAGGCUCACUCCCCAGCGCGCGCGCACGCGCGCGCGCGCGCACACACACACACACACUCACACACACACUCACACACGUGUGCGCUCCUCCGCUCCCGAGCUGCUGUUGCCACUGCUCCCAGCGCCGCAGUGGACCUCGGGGCCCAGCCGCUCCUGCCUUAAAUAUAUAAAUUACAGCCGCGCGGCCCUCGCGCUGCGCUCGCGGCGCCCCUCCCGCGCGCCCGCCAGCUGCCAGCCCGGGACCUCUUCAUCUCUUCCCUCUUGGCUGGAGGAGCCGAGUUCAGAUCCGCCACUCCGCACCCGAAACUGACACACUGAACUCCGUGUCCUCCUCUCAAAUCCAUUUCUGCCUAAUAGCCACUCGUCUCUUUCCCCCUCCAACCUCGUCGCUCCAAGAAAACUUUUUCUUAUUCCCCCAAGUGAGAGUUCCCCCUACCCGUCGUGUAUUCAUAUUUCCACUUUGGGAACUACUGGCAUUUUCUUUUUAAAGGAAUUCGAGCAAGAUACCUUUUUUCCCCCUUAUUGGACAUUGAUUGACUCUGUUGUUUGCAAAAGUUUCACAUUAAAAAAAAAAUCUACCUGAUUUGUACUUUGAGACUGGUCUUUUCAUUUCUUCCUCCUUUUUUUUUUUGUACUUUUUUUUUUACUUAAAAAAAUUUUUUUCACCUUUAAAAAAAUGCACUACUGUGUGCUGAGCGCUUUGGGGCUCCUGCAUCUGGUCACGGCGGCGCUCAGCCUGUCUACCUGCAGCACGCUCGACAUGGAACAGUUCAUGCGCAAGAGGAUCGAGGCGAUCCGCGGGCAGAUCCUGAGCAAGCUGAAGCUCACCAGCCCCCCAGAAGAGUACCCCGAACCCGAGGACGUCCCCCCGGAGGUGAUUUCCAUCUACAACAGCACCAGGGACUUGCUCCAGGAGAAGGCGAGCCGGAGGGCGGCCGCCUGUGAGCGCGAGCGCAGCGACGAGGAGUAUUACGCUAAGGAGGUUUACAAGAUAGACAUGCCGCCCUUCUUACCCUCGGAAACUGUCUGCCCAGUUGUUACAACACCCUCUGGCUCAGUGGGCAGCUGGUGCUCCAGGCAGUCCCAGGUGCUCUGUGGGUACCUUGAUGCUAUCCCGCCCACUUUCUACAGACCCUACUUCAGACUCAUCCGGUUCGAUGUCUCGGCGAUGGAGAAGAACGCUUCCAAUCUGGUGAAGGCCGAGUUCCGAGUGUUUCGUUUACAGAACCCAAAAGCCAGGGUUCCUGAGCAGCGGAUCGAACUGUACCAGAUUCUCAAGGCCAAGGAUGUAGCAUCGCCAAACCAGCGCUACAUCGACAGCAAAGUCGUGAAAACAAGAGCAGAAGGGGAAUGGCUUUCCUUUGACGUGACCGAUGCCGUGCAUGAAUGGCUCCACCAUAAAGACAGGAACCUGGGAUUUAAAAUAAGUUUACACUGUCCCUGCUGCACCUUCGUACCAUCUAACAAUUACAUCAUCCCCAAUAAAAGCGAAGAACUAGAAGCAAGAUUUGCAGGUAUUGAUGGCACCUCCACAUAUACCAGUGGUGAUCAGAAAACUAUAAAGUCCACUAGGAAAAAAAACAGUGGGAAGACCCCACAUCUCCUGCUAAUGUUGUUACCCUCCUACAGACUUGAGUCUCAACAGUCCAACCGGCGGAAGAAGCGCGCCUUGGAUGCAGCCUAUUGCUUUAGAAAUGUGCAGGAUAAUUGCUGCCUUCGUCCACUUUACAUUGAUUUCAAGAGGGAUCUUGGGUGGAAGUGGAUCCAUGAACCUAAAGGGUACAAUGCCAACUUCUGUGCUGGGGCAUGCCCAUAUUUAUGGAGUUCAGACACUCAGCACAGUAGGGUCCUCAGCUUAUAUAAUACCAUAAAUCCAGAAGCAUCUGCUUCUCCCUGCUGCGUGUCCCAGGAUUUAGAGCCGCUAACCAUUCUCUACUACAUCGGCAAAACACCCAAGAUCGAACAGCUUUCGAAUAUGAUCGUAAAGUCUUGCAAAUGCAGCUAAGAUUCUUGGAAAGGUGGCAAGACGCUAAUCCCAUGAGGAUGAUGAUGAUGAUGAUGAUGGUAUGACAACAAUAGCAAUGAAACAUGAGAGAGCCUUGCUUCAUCAGUGUUAAAAAAAUUCUUUGAAAAAGCGGUACUAGUUCAAACACUUUGGAAGUUUGUGUUCUGUUUGUUAAAACUGGCAUUCGAAACAAAACAAAAACAAAAAAACAAAAACACGUUGAAGGCUUUAUUCUCCAUUUCGCCUAUUCUGUAAGUGAGAGAGACAAGAAGCAAAACCUUUUUUUUUUAAGAAAAAAAUAAACACUGGAAGAAUUUGUUAGUGUUAAUUAUGUGAAAGAAAAAAAAAAAAACCAACAGGAAAAUCCCGUUAAGUGGAGUUGCUGUACAUACGUUCCUAAUCCCGGGCCUCACUUGAUUUUUGUGUAUUGCUAUGCAAUAGGCUCCCUCCCCGUUUUUACUCUUAGAGUUAACAGUGAGUUAUUUAUUGUGCGUUACUAUAUAAUGGACAUUUCAUUGCCCUCGGAAAAUAAAACAGGUGUAUAAAGUGGAGACCAAAUCCUUUGCCAGAAAACUCACGGAUGGUUUAAGGAACUUGAACUCAAACGAGCCAGAAUAAAAGAGGUCAUAUGGACGGGAUGAAACCCCAACUGUGGCUGAGCAAGUGGGUGUUAAGAUACAGACCCUGAAAACCAUGCUAUGUACCAACUGCCUAAGGAAGCUUCUUGUAAGGUUCAAAGCUGACAAGCCUGUUAAUAAAGGAAACUUUCAGUCAGAAUAAGUCUGUAAGAUUUUUUUCUUCUUUUUCAUUGUAAAUGGUUCUCUGUCAGUUUAGUCCACCAGUGAAAUGUUGCAAUGUUUUGAUACAUACUCACCACACUGCAGACCUAGAAGUUGCUGUCUAGUUAUGCCGUAAGUUUUUCCUAGUUUCCGUAUAUGUAACCAUACCUAUAUUAUUCCAAUAGAUGGGUGUAGAAGCCAGUAUAAUUGGAAACACAUCUGCAAAUUUUUUUUUUUUGCAAACUAUUAAAUCAAAACAUUAACUACUUUGCAUGUAAUGUGUAAAUUUUAACCAUAUUUUUAAUGUUCUGUAAUAAUGUCAACUCUGAUUUAGAUUGGACUUAAAUUUGGGCUUUUUAUUUUAAUCACUCAGAACUGUGUUUCCUUUAGCUGGCUAGUACUUUUGAGUAAAGCCCCUAGAUUUUGACUUGCACUAAAAAUACAUGUUUUAUAGUAUUUGCUCCACUGUGCUUUAUAAAUUGUCCAUUGUUAUGACAUAAGCUACCGAGUCCACCUGUCCUUUUUCCUUUUACAGAAAAGAUAUAUUUGAGUUCAGUUGUCUUCCUUCAUCAUCAAAGCAUCAUUACUGAUCGCGUCAGGUGUUAAAAAGCUUCUGUUCUAGGAGAGUUCGGAAAUAAUGCAGGUACAGAGACAACUGAGGUGAAAUGCUUUAGCCUUAGCGAGGGCUGAAGGGUCUGACUGAAGCUGGGUGGCCGGGUACAGACAGGUUUCUCCUCCUGGUUCAAUCCGUAUUUGUACAGAAUCCUAUUGUUACCAAAAGCAGACAGUUCGUAGGAAACAUCUUUUAUUUUAACUAGGCUUUUAGUGUUCAGGGUUCAAUAGAAAGAUUUACCUUUUCAUUGAUUUUUUUUUUUAAGGAAAAAAAUACAGGUCAGUAUAAGUCAUUUAGUUUAUUUCACUGAAAUUAAGGUUCUUAUAGACAUUCUAGGAAGGUUGAAAAGGCACAAACCAAAUUCUCCCAUGAUCCAAAACUGCAGUUUUUCCCUGCGAAGGAGAGUUCUCUAGGUCUGAGGCUAGAGUUUACUUUGCUUUAAUAAAUGAUCUGCUACAUGAUUGCUGAGGAGGAACCUGAAGUCAGAGUUUAGCUCUAAGAUAAAAAUUCAUAGGUCAAACAAUGGAAUCUUUGCAGCUUCGUCUAAAAAGCGGCACAGUGAGGUAAAUCCAAGUGAAGGUGUUUGAUGUAGUAAACGUCUUUUUUUUUU